Molecule: messenger RNA, 1815 nt
Organism: Pungitius pungitius (ninespine stickleback)
Lineage: Eukaryota; Metazoa; Chordata; Actinopteri; Perciformes; Gasterosteidae
Product: monocarboxylate transporter 13-like
Exons: 3
Coding region: 5-595 (196 amino acids)
Biological process (GO): transmembrane transport; monocarboxylic acid transport
Cellular component (GO): plasma membrane
Molecular function (GO): monocarboxylic acid transmembrane transporter activity
Source: RefSeq, a predicted model, not a curated record
GAAGAUGGCGUCCAGGGCACCUCCCGACGGGGGCUACGGCUGGGUGGUGGUCACGUCGGCCUUUUUCGUCAUGGGCCUCACCGCUGCCGUCCUUAAGAACUUCGGCCUCUUCUUCCUGGACAUCCAGAGCCACUUCGGGGUCCUGACCAGCACCACCUCGUGGGUCACCUCCACCACCAUCGUCACGUUUCACCUCGGCGCCCCGUUGGCCAGCGCGCUGACGAUGCAGUUCUCUCACAGGCUGGUCAUCGUGGUCGGAGGUCUGCUGUCGGCCUCCGGCCUGUUGCUGGCGUCUCUGGACCUCGGCCUGCCCUGGCUCUACCUCACCAUGGGCGUCCUGGAAGGAACUGGCAUCGCCUUCGCGUGGAUCCCCGCCAACAGCCUGGUGAGCCACUACUUCUCGCGGUGGCGCCCCAUCGCCUACGCCGUCGCCAGCUCCGGGGAGUGCGUCUUCGCCGUCGUGUUCGGCCCUCUGUUCCGCUGGCUCAUCGAGGCGUACGGCUGGCAGGGGGCCCUGCUGGUCAUCGGCGGCCUUCGUCUUGCGAAUAAAGCGCAGACAAAGGAGGAGGCUGGGUUUUUAAAAAGAGCAGGUUGAUCAUUGAAAAAACUGAACUAAGCAGCUCCAGUUUAUUUCAGCAUUAGGAAUUGUGUUCAGAAGGUUGACGUACUUCUUCUAAGCAAGUACACACUUAAGCAUUUGAUUAAUUGCAUGUGUGUAACCUAAGUUGUUGUCCACAUAGCUCUGCAGGAGUCAACAUUUAAACUCUGCGUAUUAUGUAACUGCAGUAAUGGAGACCAAGGGGUUUCCACCAAAUGGCUUAAUGCCGCUUCUUGCAAUCUAUUUAAAGGUACGUUACAAUCCCUCCACACAGAGCAGAAUACAAAUGUUCAUUUACUAAGUCAAAAUCAUGAGUUAAUCAGUUGUUAUUCACUUCAUUUAAGAAACAUCGAAAUUGUUAUAUGAUUUGUUUUGACUUUUAAACUUUCUCUGAUUGUCUUUGUUAAAAGACUAAAAUGGUAAAAUGGUCUUUCUCAGAUUAAAUCUCCCUAAAAUAAUAAUGUAUAAAAAAGCACAGUGCGAUCCACAAGAGGAAUUCUAAAAUAUGAAUUCGCUCACUGUCCCUUGUGCAAAACUGUAAAGCAGGCAUCGUUUUAUCGUUUUAAAUCGCACUAAUUGAUGCCUCCUUCUUGAAAGCCGGAUGUCGCGCACCCUGCUGCGCAUGCGCGGCCGCCUCAUCCACACGAGACGACGUUACAAGGUGCGCGCGGCUGUCUCACACAGUCACACCGGGCGCGUGAGUCGGGUUUUUGUUUUUGUUUUUUUGUGGGCGACCGGGAACAAAAAGUGAAAUGAAUACCUCACGCAUUCAAGCGAACGGACCCCUUGUUUCUGCGGCGGUUGUUUUGGGGGUUUUUUUUUCUUCUUUUUUAAAUUCCCUUAAAAGUUCCGCUUAGGCGCGCGCACUGCGAAAUCUUAAAAUGAGAGGCGCAACUCGGCCGAAGUGCUGAAGGGAAACGGCAGCAUCACGUGUCGGUGCCAGCAGGUGAGGGACCGAGGGAGCAAAAGCUUCAGAUUCGGAUCUAUUUAUUGUCGGUAUAGGUUCAGCUGUGCUGUUGUGUUGUGUUAGACCGCUGCUUGUACUAUUUCAUUUAGGCUCAUUAAAAAUAACGUUGCAUAAUGGCAGUUGACAGUAAACAACUGUUAAUGACGGUGUUAUUAAAUACUUUUACGUGUUACAGACUACUUUUGUCACCACUGGUUAUUUUAAUACCACCAAAUGAUAAAUAGACCUUAAAUCCCUUUUUUUUUUCUUC